Messenger RNA from Physcomitrium patens, 1127 nucleotides. RefSeq names its product germin-like protein 9-3. NCBI's taxonomy places the organism in Eukaryota, Viridiplantae, Streptophyta, Bryopsida, Funariales, Funariaceae. The record is from RefSeq and is a predicted model, not a curated record. Gene Ontology annotation, molecular function: manganese ion binding.
AUCUAUAGUUGGUCUGGAUUGUAAGCGCUUUUCCUUGCCGCCAAAUGUUAGAGGCGAGCUCAGUGAAGAGUAUUUAUUAGCCCCUUGGCCUCAACAAGGUCCAGCAGAACAUCCCACACAAUUCCAUCCACCUUCUCCAAGUUGCCUUGUGACGUCAGAAGCUCCUGCAAGAUGGCAAUUCCUAUAGCUCUCGUCACCGUGACCACUUUGGCUGCAAUGAUCCUCACACAGGCAUCUGACCCUGAGCUCACCACCGAUUACUACGUCAACAGCACUACCGACAAGACCACUGUCACCAGUGAUUACUUCACCUCCGAGGUAUUUCGGGGAGGUAUUACCAUCCCAGAAGGUGCUACGGUGUUCACGAAGAGGAUAACUUCGGAGCCUGACAGCCUUCCUUCGCUCACUGGCCUGGGAGUGUCGGUUGCUAUGAUCAAGUACCUGCCCGGCGGCACCAACCCCCACCACACGCACCCCAGAGGCACCGAGGUUCUGUACGUGAUGGAAGGGAAGCUCACUGUGGGGCUGGUGGACACCACCAACAAGCUCUUCACCCAGGUGCUUAGCGUCGGCGAUGUGUUCGUGUUUCCCAAGGGACUGGUGCACUACCAGAUCAACCUGGGCAGUAAGCCUGUGGUGGCUUACAUCUCCUUCAGCAGCUCUAAUCCUGGCACUGUGUCACUUCCAGCGACCUUGUUCGGCAGCGGCAUCCCCGACAAAGUGCACAAGGUCGCAUUCAAGGUGGAUGGACAUGUGGUGGACAAGCUACAAGAGCCAUUCAACAUGUAGGUCGGGUGUUCAUGACACUAGGAAGAUAUUUCUUUAUGGACUGGAGCAUAUCCUAGACUGGUUGAGAUAAUUACAGAAAUAAACUGAAAUCUCUAUCAGCCCACUAUGGAGGUCUCCAUUCUGGGUUUGAACUCUUGCUGUGCUGAGUGGACGAUUGUCACUCAUUUGAUUUCGAGCAUCGCACUUUCAACUGUCAACUGUAGGAUUCGUCUUGAUAUCGACGAUGAAGUAGGUCUUGUUUUAGUCGAUGCUUGCAGUUGAACCCACAUUCUCUGUUAAUGUGGUUGUGGACAAAGUUGAGAAAACGUCCAUCGAUGAAGGAGUUUGUAUUCAGAAGA